Messenger RNA from Linepithema humile (Argentine ant), 826 nucleotides. RefSeq lists its product as uncharacterized. Lineage: Eukaryota; Metazoa; Arthropoda; Insecta; Hymenoptera; Formicidae. Gene Ontology annotation, cellular component: nucleus; cytoplasm. The record is from RefSeq and is a predicted model, not a curated record.
AAUUAUUCGCACCAAAACACGAUGACCAACGGUCCGGAAGUAAAUAUUCCCUAGAAUUGUACCUCCAUGUGUCUUCGUCUGUGAUGCCACCACAUUUUAUUCUGCUAUGGCAGCUGAAGCGCGAGAACUUCACGUGCGUCUUAUACGCUUUUACGCGCGUUUAAGAGAGCAGGAUAAGAAAUGGACGAAUUUAUUAAAGCAAGCUGAGGAUCCACUCGAAUCAUUAGAUGAAAAAGCCGAACAAUAUCGACACAUUAGAAGCUUGAAUUUGAAGGAAGUGCAGGAGACCAUUGGUGAGGAAGCAUGGAGAAGAUUGCAACACAAAAUUCACAUGUGCAUGCAGAAAGAAGUCACUCGUCUCUUAGAUAUCCAAAUGCAAUUGAAAAACAUUUGUCAGGACAUGGAGAAUCAUUUGAAGAAUCUACAAGACGCCAGGAGUAGAGUGCUUGUAAAGGACCAAUGGAUGCAAGUGUUAGUCAACGGAACGGCGCAUCGACCGAAUCUUACCAAUCUCCUAGUGUGGUCCAUGGAUGCUCACCAGCAUUACAAUAACAUGUGUCUUCGUAUCGACAACUGCUUCGACAAGCUUAACUAUGAUGUAAGAGAUACUAUUGAAGAUCUGACCGCGGUGUUCGUAGAUGAACGGAGCGGAAGGAAACAGAUGCAGCAUAUACUCGCCUUUACGCAGUUUCUGGCUAAAGAACCUCCUCCUCCUCCUUAAGGAAGCGAAAACACGGAUCCAACAAGGCAACGGAACUAAUAAAAUUGUGAUACUUUAUGAUGUAUUAAGAAUAAUUAAUUUUUAUUAAAGGAAAAUUAAAAAAUA